Molecule: messenger RNA, 324 nt
Organism: Dicrocoelium dendriticum
Lineage: Eukaryota; Metazoa; Platyhelminthes; Trematoda; Plagiorchiida; Dicrocoeliidae
Source: the annotation of a GenBank genome assembly
AUGCUCUGGCUACUGCAGGGGAUAAUCAAUGGUGUCCGAACUGCUGCAUCGAUCAGGGUGGAUAUGGAUUUGGAUGCUACUGCUCAAGAUUUUCCGUCUUCUUAUUCUUCCUCAUACGCAUUUUGUCCCUUAUGGUCCCGUUCCAGUUUCACUUUUAUACUUCCUGUAUUCAACUUCCCAAUUCUUGGUCCUCCCACACCUUGCGUUGCUAAUUUCAACUUACAUGUGAACGCAGAGCGUCAUUCCUGUCCUCUCGUCAAGCCCACGUCCAACAAGCGACCAAGCCCAGACUUCCAUUUGGAGCCCUCGAUCAUCCUUUGUAGC